Phalacrocorax carbo (great cormorant) is the source of this 1449-nucleotide messenger RNA. The record is from RefSeq and is a predicted model, not a curated record. NCBI's taxonomy places the organism in Eukaryota, Metazoa, Chordata, Aves, Suliformes, Phalacrocoracidae.
GGGGGCGGUGUCUCCGGACGCCUGGGUCCGCUGGCUGGGGGGACCCCGGCAUCUGGGCUGCCCUGCCCUGGCUCCCCCCCACCCCAGGAGAUGCUGCGGCGGGUUUUGGGGGGCCGGCGAGGGGGGGCUCUGCCCCCCCGUCCCCCCGCCCGGGCAGCCGCCGACCAGACCCCGCCUGACCUGGCCCGGGAGCGCUCCAAAGCCGUCACCUCCUUCUACCACCAGCCCGCCAUCGACAUCGCUGCCGAGAAGCCCUCGGUGCGCUUGACGCCCACCACCAUGUUGUACUCGGGGCGCUCCCAGGACGGCAGCCACAUCCUGAAGAGCGCCCGCUACCUCCAGCAAGAGCUGCCGGUGCGCAUCGCCCACCGCAUCAAGGGCUUCCGCAGCCUCCCCUUCAUCAUCGGCUGCAACCCCACCAUCCUCCACGUGCACGAGCUGUACAUCCGCGCCUUCCAGAAGCUCAGCGAUUUCCCGCCGAUCCAGGCGCGGGGGGACGAGGCGCGGUACUGCGCGCUGCUGCGGCAGCUCUUGGAGGACCACAAGGACGUGGUGACGCUGUUGGCCGAGGGCCUGCGCGAGUGCCGACGGCACAUCCAGGACGAGCGCUUGCUGCGGCCCUUCCUGGACAAGACGCUGACGUCCCGGCUGGGGAUGCGGAUGUUGGCCGCCCACCACCUGGCCCUGCACGAGGACAAGCCCGACUUCGUGGGCAUCAUCUGCACCCGCCUGUCCCCAAAGAAGCUCAUCGAGAAGUGGGUCGACUUUGCCCGGCGGCUGUGCGAGCACCAGUACGGCAACGCGCCGCGGGUGCGCAUCAACGGGCACGUGGCGGCGCGGUUCCCCUUCAUCCCCCUGCCCCUCGACUACGUCCUGCCCGAGCUGCUCAAGAAUGCCAUGAGGGCGACGAUGGAGUCCCACCUCGACACCCCCUACAACGUCCCCGACAUCGUGGUGACCAUCGCCAACAACGACAUCGACCUCGUCAUCCGGAUCUCGGACCGGGGCGGUGGGAUCCCUCACGACCUCCUGGACAAGGUGACCGAGUACCACUUCAGCACAGCCGAGGCCAGCGCCCAGGACCCCCGCUUGGGGGGUCCCUUCCGCAACCUCCUGGACCUCAGCAACAGCGGCCAGGCCGGCCCCAUGCACGGGUUCGGGUUCGGGCUGCCCACCUCGCGGGCCUACGCCGAGUACUUGGGGGGCUCGCUGUGCCUGCAGUCGCUGCAGGGCGUGGGCACCGACGUCUACCUGCGCCUGCGCCACAUCGACGGCAAGGGGGAGAGCUUCCGAAUCUAGGGGGCCCGGACGCCUGGGCUCCCCCUGCCCCGCUGCCCUGGACGCCUGGGUCCCGGAGACCCCCAUGUUGGACGUCCGUCGUCGUGGAGGUCAAGGUGGACCUGGAGACCCCCCCACUUUGGACACUGAUGUUCAGGGAGGUCAAGUUGC